Leopardus geoffroyi (Geoffroy's cat) is the source of this 6245-nucleotide messenger RNA. RefSeq names its product Rho GTPase activating protein 35 (gene ARHGAP35). The record is from RefSeq and is a predicted model, not a curated record. The transcript has 6 exons. NCBI's taxonomy places the organism in Eukaryota, Metazoa, Chordata, Mammalia, Carnivora, Felidae. Gene Ontology annotation, biological process: signal transduction. Gene Ontology annotation, molecular function: GTP binding; GTPase activity. Bases 12 to 4514 code for a protein of 1500 amino acids.
AUGUGUCGACGAUGAUGAUGGCAAGAAAGCAAGAUGUCCGCAUUCCCACCUACAACAUCAGUGUGGUGGGAUUGUCUGGGACCGAGAAGGAGAAGGGCCAGUGCGGCAUUGGGAAGUCUUGCCUGUGCAACCGCUUCGUGCGCCCGAGUGCUGAUGAGUUUCACUUGGACCAUACCUCUGUCCUCAGCACCAGUGACUUUGGCGGGCGAGUGGUCAAUAAUGACCACUUUCUCUACUGGGGAGAAGUUAGCCGUUCCCUGGAGGAUUGUGUGGAAUGUAAGAUGCACAUUGUGGAGCAGACUGAGUUCAUCGAUGAUCAGACUUUUCAACCUCAUCGAAGCACGGCCCUGCAGCCCUAUAUCAAGAGAGCUGCUGCAACCAAGCUCGCAUCAGCUGAAAAACUCAUGUACUUUUGCACUGACCAGCUGGGGCUGGAGCAGGACUUUGAGCAGAAACAAAUGCCAGAUGGAAAGCUGCUGAUUGAUGGUUUUCUUCUUGGUAUUGACGUUAGCAGGGGCAUGAAUAGGAACUUUGAUGACCAGCUCAAGUUUGUGUCCAAUCUCUACAAUCAGCUUGCAAAAACAAAAAAGCCCAUAGUGGUGGUCCUGACCAAGUGUGAUGAGGGCGUUGAGCGGUACAUUAGAGAUGCACAUACUUUUGCCUUAAGCAAAAAGAACCUCCAGGUUGUGGAGACCUCAGCAAGAUCCAACGUAAACGUGGACUUGGCUUUCAGCACCUUAGUGCAACUCAUUGAUAAAAGUCGGGGAAAGACGAAAAUCAUUCCUUAUUUUGAAGCUCUCAAGCAGCAGAGUCAGCAGAUAGCUACAGCAAAAGACAAGUAUGAGUGGCUGGUGAGUCGCAUUGUGAAAAACCACAACGAGAAUUGGCCGAGUGUCAGCCGAAAGAUGCAGGCCUCUCCUGAGUACCAGGACUAUGUCUACCUGGAAGGUACUCAGAAAGCCAAGAAGCUGUUUCUCCAGCACAUCCACCGCCUCAAGCACGAGCACAUUGAGCGCAGGAGAAAGCUGUACCUCGCAGCCCUGCCGUUAGCCUUUGAAGCUCUUAUACCCAAUUUAGAUGAAAUAGACCACCUAAGCUGCAUAAAAACCAAAAAGCUCUUGGAGACCAAGCCAGAAUUCCUGAAGUGGUUUGUUGUGCUCGAAGAGACACCGUGGGAUGCCACCAGCCACAUUGACAACAUGGAGAAUGAGCGGAUUCCCUUUGACUUGAUGGAUACCGUCCCCGCCGAGCAGCUGUACGAGGCCCACUUAGAGAAGCUGCGGAACGAGAGGAAAAGAGCUGAGAUGAGAAGGGCAUUUAAAGAAAACCUGGAGACCUCUCCCUUCAUAACUCCCGGAAAGCCUUGGGAAGAGGCCCGUAGUUUUAUUAUGAACGAAGAUUUCUACCAGUGGCUGGAAGAAUCCGUAUACAUGGAUAUUUAUGGCAAACACCAAAAGCAAAUUAUAGACAGAGCAAAGGAAGAGUUUCAGGAGCUGCUUUUGGAAUAUUCAGAGUUGUUUUAUGAGCUGGAGCUGGAUGCUAAGCCCAGCAAGGAGAAGAUGGGUGUCAUUCAGGAUGUUCUGGGGGAGGAACAGCGAUUUAAAGCAUUACAGAAGCUCCAAGCGGAGCGUGAUGCCCUUAUCCUGAAGCACAUUCAUUUUGUGUAUCACCCAACCAAGGAAACGUGCCCUAGCUGCCCAGCUUGUGUGGAUGCUAAGAUCGAGCACUUGAUUAGUUCUCGGUUUAUCCGACCAUCUGACCGGAAUCAGAAAAAUUCACUGUCUGACCCCAACAUUGAUAGGAUCAACUUGGUUAUCUUAGGCAAAGAUGGCCUCGCACGUGAGUUGGCCAAUGAGAUUCGAGCUCUCUGUACAAAUGAUGAUAAGUAUGUGAUAGAUGGUAAAAUGUAUGAGCUUUCCCUAAGGCCGAUAGAAGGGAAUGUCAGGCUUCCUGUGAACUCUUUCCAAACGCCAACAUUUCAGCCCCACGGCUGCCUCUGCCUUUACAAUUCAAAGGAAUCUCUAUCCUAUGUGGUGGAGAGUAUAGAGAAGAGUAGAGAGUCCACACUUGGCAGGCGAGAUAACCAUUUAGCCCAUCUUCCCCUGACGUUGAUCUUAGUUAACAAGAGAGGAGACACCAGUGGAGAGACCCUGCAUAGCCUAAUACAACAAGGUCAGCAGAUUGCUAGCAAACUUCAGUGUGUCUUUCUCGACCCUGCUUCUGCUGGCAUCGGUUAUGGACGCAACAUUAAUGAAAAGCAAAUCAGUCAAGUUUUGAAGGGACUCCUGGACUCCAAGCGUAACUUAAACCUGGUCAGUUCUACUGCUAGCAUCAAAGAUCUGGCUGACGUUGACCUGCGAAUUGUCAUGUGUCUGAUGUGUGGAGAUCCUUUCAGUGCAGAUGACAUACUCUAUCCUGUCCUUCAGUCCCAGACCUGUAAGUCUUCCCAUUGUGGAAGCAACAACUCUGUUUUACUUGAACUACCGAUCGGACUCCACAAGAAGCGCAUUGAGCUGUCUAUUCUUUCGUACCAUUCCUCAUUUAGCAUCAGAAAAAGCCGGUUGGUCCAUGGGUACAUUGUUUUUUAUUCAGCCAAACGUAAGGCCUCCUUGGCUAUGUUACGUGCCUUUCUUUGUGAAGUGCAGGAUAUUAUCCCCAUUCAGUUGGUCGCACUCACUGACGGCGCUGUAGAUGUCCUGGACAAUGACUUAAGUCGGGAACAGCUGACCGAAGGGGAGGAGAUUGCUCAAGAGAUUGACGGGAGGUUCACAAGCAUCCCUUGUAGCCAACCCCAGCACAAACUUGAGAUCUUCCACCCAUUUUUUAAGGAUGUGGUGGAUAAAAAGAACAUAAUCGAGGCUACUCAUAUGUACGAUAACGCUGCCGAGGCCUGUAGCACCACGGAAGAGGUGUUUAACUCCCCCCGAGCGGGCUCUCCACUCUGCAACUCCAACCUGCAGGAUUCAGAAGAGGAUAUCGAGCCCCCUUCUUAUAGCUUGUUUCGAGAAGACACGUCACUGCCCUCUCUGUCCAAAGACCAUUCUAAGCUCUCUAUGGAACUGGAGGGAAAUGAUGGGCUGUCGUUCAUCAUGAGCAAUUUUGAGAGUAAACUGAACAACAAAGUACCUCCACCAGUCAAACCAAAGCCUCCUGUCCAUUUUGAAAUCACAAAGGGGGAUCUGUCUUAUUUAGACCAAGGCCAUAGAGAUGGGCAGAGGAAGUCUGUGUCUUCUAGCACCUGGCUACCUCCGGAUGGGUUUGAUCCUUCUGAUUACGCUGAACCCAUGGAUGCUGUGGUCAAGCCAAGGAACGAAGAAGAAAACAUAUAUUCAGUGCCCCAUGACAGCACCCAAGGCAAAAUCAUCACCAUUCGGAAUAUCAACAAAGCCCAGUCCAACGGCAGUGGCAACGGUUCCGACAGUGAAAUGGACACCAGCUCUCUAGAGCGAGGCCGCAAGGUGUCCAUCGUGAGCAAGCCCGUGCUGUACAGGACGAGAUGCAGCCGGCUAGGAAGGUUUGCUAGUUAUCGAACCAGCUUCAGUGUGGGGAGUGAUGAUGAGCUAGGGCCCAUUCGGAAAAAAGAGGAGGAUCAGGCAUCUCAAGGUUAUAAAGGGGACAAUGCCGUCAUUCCAUAUGAAACAGACGAAGACCCAAGGAGGAGGAAUAUUCUUCGCAGUCUACGGAGGAACACUAAGAAACCAAAGCCCAAACCCCGGCCGUCCAUCACAAAGGCAACCUGGGAGAGUAACUAUUUUGGGGUGCCCUUGACAACUGUCGUGACUCCAGAGAAGCCCAUCCCUGUGUUUAUUGAGAGAUGUAUUGAGUACAUUGAAGCCACAGGACUGAGCACAGAAGGGAUCUACCGGGUCAGCGGGAAUAAGUCGGAGAUGGAGAGUCUGCAGAGACAGUUUGAUCAAGACCACAACCUGGAUUUGGCAGAGAAAGACUUUACAGUGAAUACCGUGGCUGGUGCCAUGAAGAGCUUUUUCUCAGAGCUGCCAGACCCCCUGGUCCCGUACAACAUGCAGAUUGAUCUGGUGGAGGCACACAAAAUCAAUGACCGGGAGCAGAAGUUGCAUGCCCUUAAGGAAGUACUCAAGAAAUUUCCAAAGGAAAACCACGAAGUCUUCAAAUACGUCAUCUCUCACCUGAACAAAGUCAGCCACAACAACAAGGUGAAUCUCAUGACCAGUGAGAACCUCUCCAUCUGCUUCUGGCCCACCUUGAUGAGACCCGACUUCAGCACCAUGGACGCCCUCACGGCCACGCGGACCUACCAGACAAUCAUCGAGCUCUUCAUCCAGCAGUGCCCCUUCUUCUUCCACAAUCGGCCCAUCAGUGAGCCUCCCGGUGCCACGCCCAGCUCCCCCUCCGCCGUGGCUUCCACCGUCCCCUUCCUCACCUCCACACCUGUCACGAGUCAGCCGUCACCCCCCCAGUCGCCUCCACCCACGCCCCAGUCUCCCAUGCAGGCCCUGCUCCCCUCCCAGCUGCAAGCCGAACACACGCUGUGAGCCACCGAGGCCUGGGGCCAAAGGUGACCUUCUCUCUUCCGCGGGGUGGCAUGUGGCCUUGAACAAAACCAGGUCCACUGGGGUAGGAGUGGGGAGAGUGUCCCCUCUCCCCUGUUACCUUCUCAAGACCUCAGCGGUAGCACCAGCCCCAGUCCACACCUUGUGCUGGGCCAUCAGGCUCCCUGAGCCCAGCGCUGCAGACCCCGGAGCUGGCCGUAGGCAGCAGCCAGAGGGCGCCCUGCUCUCUGACUUGGACCUUCUUGAGAACUGAACUGGCCAGGCAGUGGCCCCCGUGACCCUCUACACGCUCACUGCUCCCCAGACCACUUACCCCGCCUGCCCGUGCACAGCGGCCUCAGGGCAUCGUUCACCGCUUGGACAGAGCCCUGGCCUCUGCCAGUGGAAGCAGGUUCUGAGAUUUGGGCUGUCCCGGGGCGGGGUCAGCGGUCCCUGCAGAAAACAAUUCCCGUCCGUUUUGUCCACCUCUUUCCACCUUCCGCGUCUGCACUUCCACCCCCGUCAGGGUGGCACCUGUCCGGUGGCGGCCUCGGGAAUGCACGGGCCGUGGCUCUGUCAACCCAAGGUACCGUGCUGAGGGUGUAGCCCCUGCAGGUCAGAACCGGGGGAGGGCGGCUGUGUGCCCGGACCAAGAGCGUGGGACUCCCCUCCACUUGCACACGCCCCCUCCCUCUUCACAGGAUCUGGCCUACGUUCCCUUUAAAACGAGGGAACUCUGGAAGAAAAACGGAAAACCCCUCCAAUAACUCACAAAAGAAAAAGGAAGAAAAUCCAGAUCUCAAGACUGAGCUCUCCUCCCACCUCUCGGAGAGGCAAACGGGGGGCGGGGGGCCCUUGCCUUGGUAAAGGCGAAACAGGGAUGCCCAGGGGUGGCUGCCAGGAAAGCCGUUGGGGUCCCACUGAUACCCUGUCAGCAGAUCCCCUUUUCCCAAGAAGACAGUUUAAGCCCUUAGUGGGAGAGCUUGGGAGACCAGCCUGGAUCCUGGUCUGCUUUGAAACACUACAGUGCUGUGGAAACACUAUUCUGUGCGGGGUGUGGGUGUGGGUGUGUGUGUGUGUGUGUGUGUCCCUGUUAGGGUGCAGCUGGGGGCACCUGGGGCUUGGUUUAGUCCUCCUCAUCCCGGGCCACCGAACACCACCAACCCAGUGCUUAGGGCACUUCGUGGGAAGUGGGUGACAUACGGGGGAGUGUGGUCCGGGUUCCUGUACAGGGACUCGGGGCCUGGGGGAGCAGAAGUCACAGGAGCAGUCGGAGUCAUGAGGAGGGUGCCGGGCCUGCCCGUCACUACAAGCCCCGUGGCUUUCCCCGGCCCUUCCUGGGAAAUGGCCUUCUCCUCAGCCUCCAUGCCCUUCCCACCUUCCCACUGGGAACCCUUGGAGUGCCCACCCGUCUCUCCAGUGCAGCGGCCGUGCUAAGGCUGCUACAGAUACUGGCUGCCCUCCACUCCUCGUGGCUGGGCCGGGGCCUCUGCAGCGGGGGAGCCUGGCACAAAGGUGCCCCGGGCCCAGGUCGUGGGGUUCGGGGCCCUGCGUGCCACACAGCCUCCGGGCCUCUUUGCACUUUAAGAAGCAACGCCUGUGGUGGGUUCCCCGACGCCCUGGGUCCCCUCAGCCGGUGGCCUGACAAAAAGCUGCCUCGGUCUGGCCCCAAAAACUUCCUGUUGGCCGUGGGGGGGGGGGGGGGGAGGCCUGUGCUCGCCGACUGCUCCCUCU